AUGCGCAGAGAUAGAUUUAUAGAAAUUCUGAGAUUUAUACGCUUUGACAAAAGAAGCCAACGAUCCGAAAGGUUGCAAACAGAUAAAUUUGCGCUGAUAUCUGAACCAUGGAACAGAUUUAUAAGUAACAACCAGGCUUGUUAUAAGCCACAUCAAAAUAUCACAGUAGAUGAACAGUUAUUUCCAACGAAAGCCCGUUGCAGGUUUACGCAAUAUAUGCCAAAUAAGCCUCAUAAAUUUGGCAUUAAGUUUUGGUUAGCAGUUGACGUUCAAUCAAAAUAUAUUUUGAAUGCUUUCCCUUAUAUGGGGAAAGAUGAAACGCGAUGCUCAAAUUCGUUGGGCCAGUUUGUAACAUUAAAAUUAGCCGAACCAUAUUUACAACAAGGUAGAAAUAUAACGACAGACAAUUUCUUUACAAGCAUCCCGCUAGCUAAAAAAUUGCUUGCACUAAAGACAACUUUGGUUGAGACCAUCCGGUCGAACAAAAGGGAACUGCCAAAACCAGCGAAAGAAACAAAGGACAAGAUGACGUUGUUUUUCUCAAAUUUAUAUAAAUCAGAAGACUGCACGCUUACUGUGUAUAAAAGUAAACCUAAAGUAAAAGUCCUCCUUCUAAGCACCAAACAUAGAAAUAUACAAAUAGAAGACAAUAGUAAAUGUGUUCCAGAAACUAUUACUGUUUAUAAUAAAACAAAGUUUGGUGUCGAUGUCGCGGACCAGAUGGCACGCAAAUAUAGUGUGAAAGCGGGGUUUUUUCGAUGGCCCCUGCAAAUUUUUUAUAAUAUUUUAGAUUUGGCAGCGAUAAACGCGUGGAUAUUAUAUAAAGAGUGUACCGAAUCGAAAAUAUCCAGAAAGGAGUUUAUAUUUUGUUUAGCCGAGGAAUUAGCUGGAGAAAACAAGGAAAACAUUCAUCAAAGUUCAGACGUUUCAGUUCUGUCACCUUCAACGUCAGGAGUCCGAAGAAGUUGCCAAGUGGGCUAUUGUAAUAAAAAUAAAAGCAGUAAUUGCUGUAUGUAUUACAAAAAGAUCGUAUGCGGAAAAUGCACGAGCGAAAUUCAGUACAUUUGUAAAAAAUGUGCUCGAUAA
Molecule: messenger RNA, 1086 nt
Organism: Osmia lignaria (orchard mason bee)
Lineage: Eukaryota; Metazoa; Arthropoda; Insecta; Hymenoptera; Megachilidae
Source: RefSeq, a predicted model, not a curated record